This is a messenger RNA of Scophthalmus maximus (turbot), 3246 nucleotides long. It is a transcript of the gene rabggtb, whose product is annotated as Rab geranylgeranyltransferase subunit beta. Lineage: Eukaryota; Metazoa; Chordata; Actinopteri; Pleuronectiformes; Scophthalmidae. Gene Ontology annotation, cellular component: Rab-protein geranylgeranyltransferase complex. The transcript is spliced from 9 exons. The coding region runs from base 104 to 1099 and encodes 331 amino acids. Gene Ontology annotation, biological process: protein geranylgeranylation. The record is from RefSeq and is a predicted model, not a curated record. Gene Ontology annotation, molecular function: Rab geranylgeranyltransferase activity.
CGCCUCGCAAGCCGGGUCACCAACCGCCGUGUGAACGGAGAGGGAGGAGGAGCUUCCUUCCUCCAUUCAAUGGGAGCAUCUCGAGCAGUCGAACAGCUUCACAAUGGGCAGCCAAGUGAAAGAUGUCAUCAUCAAGCCCGACGCCCCCACCGCCCUGAUGCUGGACAAACACGCGGACUACAUCGCUGCCUACGGCUCCAACAAAGACAACUACGAGUACACACUGUCUGAGUACCUGAGGAUGAGCGGUAUGUACUGGGGGCUGACGGUGAUGGACCUGAUGGGUCAGCUGCAGCGCAUGAACCGGGAGGAGAUCACUGACUUCAUCAAAGCCUGUCAGCACGAGUGCGGUGGCAUCAGCGCCAGCAUCGGACACGACCCACACCUGCUCUACACACUCAGCGCCGUCCAGAUCUUGUCGUUGUACGACAACGUGGACGCCAUCGAUGUGGAUAAAGUGGUGGAAUAUGUCCAAGGGUUGCAGCAGGAGGACGGAUCAUUUGCAGGAGACAAAUGGGGUGAAAUAGACACAAGGUUUUCCUUCUGUGCUGUUGCCACACUCUCAUUAUUGGGCAAGAUGGACAAAAUAAAUGUGGACAAAGCUGUAGAGUUCAUCCUAUCCUGUAUGAACUUCGACGGAGGUUUCGGCUGCAGACCUGGUUCAGAGUCUCACGCUGGUCAGAUCUACUGCUGCACCGGCUUCCUGUCGCUCACCGGGCAGCUGCACCAGGUGAACGCCGACCUCCUGGGCUGGUGGCUCUGCGAGAGGCAGCUGUCGUCAGGAGGCCUCAACGGACGACCGGAGAAGCUUCCAGAUGUGUGCUACUCGUGGUGGGUGCUGGCGUCGCUGAAGAUCAUCGGCAGGAUUCACUGGAUCAACAAGGCCAAGCUGCGAGCGUUUAUUCUGGCCUGCCAGGACGAGGAGACGGGGGGGUUUUCCGAUCGACCGGGCGACAUGGUGGAUCCUUUCCACACUCUGUUCGGAGUUGCCGGUCUCUCCCUGCUCGGGGAAGAGCGGGUGAAGUCCGUGAAUCCGGUGCUGUGCAUGCCCGAGGACGUCCUGCAGAGGAUCGGACUACAGCCCGACCUCCUCAGCUAGCGCUCCGACGCCGUCACCUCACCGCAAAAACAUCUCACACACACCAACACACGCACACGCUCGCCUCCCCCGCUGAACACACUGACAAACGCUGUCGCUGCGGGCUUUGGACUCAGCUCACAAACGGGUGUACCGCAGUUCUUACUCAUCUUCUCGGAGCCGUUCCGUCUUUACAAUCCACGUUGUUUUUAGAGGCAGGUUCGAUGCAAGAGGUUAGACAGAAGUGUAACAAUCUUCACUCGCUAAACAAACUUUUUUUUUGAAUCAUGUCAGUUUGAGUGGCUACGUCACUGUUGGAAAUGUUUCAGCCUCUAAUCACUUUCCUUGCUCUCGUCGCCUUUUCAGCGCCAGAGGCGGAGACACUGAUUUCUUCCUCUUUUGUUCUGCUAUGCCGUAAGACUGCAGCUAAUGCUUAUUUUAUGUCCAGUCUAGUCGAUUAAUCCUUUGGUUAACUUACCAAUUAAUAACAUAUGUAUAUGAAUCAGAUACAUGGGUCAGUAAAUGAAGAUGGAACAUAACAUAACCAAAAUUUCAUUUACGCAUAAAAAGAAAAAAACCCAAACAUUUAGAGUGAAUAUUCUCUAUUUAUUAAUGCAGAUAAAGAAAAAAAAGUUCCAUACACAAUCCAUAGAACAACAUCUGAACAUUAUCUCUGACAAAUUUCAUGCCGAUAAAGUGAAGCAGAGCAAAGUUACAGGCUCGAUGGGGACACGGUCAGCUGUUCAUUUGAGGUUUCUCACUUUUAAAACUCAUUUUAUUUCACUUCUACGUCUCUGUAAGUAUUUAUUCCGUCGAAAUACAACUGACGGGUGUUCAUCUCUCUCUACCAACACUCUUUGUAGUGCUGUGUAAUGACGUCAGAGCUGCCGGUGACAGAAAGGUGUCCUCUCAAAGUGACAGGUAGUCCUUGCACCGGCCAACGGGAGCAGAUUUAUGGAUCAAAACGAAACUUAUCGUGACAAAACAUUAAAGGUAAGACGCAGUUUACGUUUGUCACAGUCUGACGCCCCUCAACUCGCGCGAGUAUCUCGAGUGUGCGGCCUUUCUCUCCAGGGGAGAUGUGCCUUCACUUUGUGUUGUCUCGUUUCCGACCGGCGACUCACCCCGUUUACUUUUCCUCAACUACACAAGAGAAUCUUCUCCUUUGUCUUGAGACGCUGCGGCGUUUAUGAACAGACGGACUGAAACCUGCUGCGCACAUUCACUGCUGCAACCAACUCUCUCCGGACCUCGCCACGCUCACUCGCUCCAAUGCUCUCUCUCCCUCUGUCGUGCUGCCACACACGCAAACACACUGCACUCAUUGAGUUGCCAUCACUUGGGGAUGAACGUAUAUGGGUGCGAUGCGUCAACGCAUUCUGCGCAAAUUUACUUCAUCGAUGACGUCGACCCGUCGUUGCAGCGCUACUAUCAUGUGUUUGUGUCAUAUUUGUUACCGCAUUGGCUCGGAUAGAUCCUGUUUUACUCGACACACUUGUCACAUUUGACCUUGUGAGAGUAGAAGAGCGUGUGUGAGAUGCAGUAGAUCUGCCAAAUUCAUCUGGAAGGAACAAGAUGGGUUUCCUGUUUCAGAAGAAACUUGUGUGUUGGGUCAAAGGCACCACGUCUCACUGUUUGAGUACGAACUUGUUCCAAGUUUAAUAACCUCCAUGUUUGAAAAGUAAGAAGGGCUGUUUACCUUCGGAGGAGUCGCACAGUUACUCUCACAACUGGAGAGGCAACACGGGACAUACUGCAAAUAAAGAACCUUUAAAUUAAAGACAGAUUAUUAUUUUAGGAAGGAGACGCCCUGAGGUAGAACACGUUUAUUUAACGUCUUGUCCGCAGACUAAGCUUCUAUUUAUAUGAAUCCUUGUUUUUCUCAGUGCAGCGUUGUUGAGAGUUAGAUUCCUCUUCACUGCGUGUAAAAAUUAUGAAAUAUUUCCCGUCUUAAAUUCAGAUUUAACCUAAACAGAUUCUGUGAAAUGGCUUUCGGAAAAUGUUUUUUUUUUUUUUUUUUUACAUCAAAUCGUGUCGUCUUAACUGAAUGCACGUAUAUUUUUCUGUUGUUACAGACACUUGAAUAUAUCAAACAUUAAUGCUUCAGUUAGAACAUCAAUGUUAGUUAUUUGUCUUGUUUGGCAAUAAAUGUACCAUUUCCCCUCAAA